UGGACUUUGCCCUGAAGGUGGUCCAGUGGUCAGAGUCGGAGACGGUGCGGCUUCAGCUCUGGGACAUUGCAGGGCAGGAACGCUUCACGUCCAUGACCCGGCUGUACUACAGGGAGGCGUCAGCCUGCGUCAUCAUGUUCGAUGUCACCAACGUCAGCACCUUCAGCAACAGCCAGAAGUGGAAGCAGGACUUGGACAGCAAGCUCACGCUGCCGGACGGGAGCCCUGUGCCGUGCCUGUUGCUGGCCAACAAGUGCGACCUUUCCCCGUGGGCAGUGACAAGAGAAGAAGUGGAUCGCUUCAGCAAAGAAAAUGGCUUUUCUGGUUGGGUGGAAACAUCCGUCAAGGAGAACAAGAACGUUAACGAGUCUAUGAGAGUCCUGAUUGAGAAGAUGAUGUCCUCAUCCACCGGAGAUGGAAGUUCUGCUGCUUCUUGGAGGGGGGAUUACAUUAACAUCAAAGAGACGUCCCCGCCGGGCUGGGCGUGCUGCUGAUGCUCUGCCUGCACCAUCUGCUUGUAUUUCCUACCCCUUUUUUUGUUUGUUUGUUUUUCACGUGAUAGUGAACUGUCCUCUCUUUAGUGCACAUUCAUACUCACUAAGCGUGGCUGCAAUGACUUGGAGGGAGGAGUGGAAGGAGUGAGAAAAGGAGCCCUCUUCCUUCCAGCACAGCAGCAAUGGGAAGCUCUGUGCUCAAGCAUGUGGCUGGGAUUCAUCUUGUAAAACACAGAGCACUUACCUUCAUCUUCUCACGUGUGGCAGCCUGUGUCACGCAGGGCGAAGGACAUGGAACGUGCAUUUUUAAUACUGUCCCACCUUUUAUUCCCCACAACCUGCACCUGCUCCACAGAGGCACCAUUCCGAAGUGCUGCACUGGGCUUGGUUUGAUGCACACGAAGUUGAAGCGUUCUCUCUGCUCCUGCGGGUUCCCGGGAUGGGAUUGCAGCAAACCCUUCACUCCGUGCUCUGGAACUUCCCACCUCUGGCACCGGAGACCAACGCAUCUCAGCAUUGUCACCCCCUGUCCUCGAGGUGUGGAUUUGAGGAGUCAUGUAGCACAGCCCUAAACCACGUGUGUACUGACUGUGGAGCUGAACAGCACAGACCCCAGCUUUGUCAAGCAUUGACCAGUUGCCUUCUGUUCCUUCACUGUUACUCACCCUCUGUCCAGCACAAUCCUAUGCGUUCUCUUCUGCUGCCGCUUUAUUAGAGCACAGAUUGCUGUAAGGAGGAAUAGGUUGUAAGCUCCUUUGUGUGACAGAACAACAGUUCUUUUCGCUUUUAGCCCACCCUGCGUCCUGCCAUCUCAAAUAGCUUUGCAAUUGCGGAUGAAUCGCCUCCCCACCGUUACUGUGCAGCGAUGAGUGACUUUGGUGGCAGGCAUGGUGCUGGAAGCACAGCUCUCUGAAAGCCCUCUGCUGGGUUUAGUGCUCCCAGGGGCAAGCAAAGGAGAAGACUUUGCAGGGCAAAAGGGAAUGAAGAGAGCUGCUCCCUGCUUGCCUUUUGUGCCUGCUUUUCCUGUUGUAUCCCCCAGGUAUGCACAGCUGUGAAUGGCUCGUGCCAACAACAGAUUGGUAAAAGCACAUGAGAGUUAUCUUGGAGGAGUUCAUAGGAAGGCCAGACUGCAAGGCUGCAGUUACGUAGCACUGUGUGCACUUCACAUAAGUGUGCUAGGCCAUAGAAUUGUCCUGCCUGUGUUGAGGUUAGGAUUUAAACAGGUCCUCUCCAGUAAUGUUUUCUCUUAACAGCUUACAUCUCUCAGUGUGCCAAGGGAUUGAAGGAGAGAAAAACUUUCCCUUAAAGCAUCCAUCAUCUGUGGAUGCAGAGUAGGAACAGGAACUGAUUCCCUUCACCAAGCACCAACAAAAAAGCUGAGCUUUUGCUACCUGGGGUUGAGAAAGAUAAGCUAUGAGUAAGGGCUACAAAAUCUAGGCCUAAUGUUGCAUUCCAAGUGUCUGGGAUAAGAUUCUGCUGUGCAAAUAUUGCCACGUUCAGUCUUAUUAGCACUUAAAUUUACCUUUCCAUGUGCCAUUGGGUUAACUGGAGAAACACAUGAAACAUGGAGAAGAGGUUAGGAGCGAAAUUGAACUGUCUUCUUGUAUUUUACUUCUUAAACAUGGUAGGGAAAAGAAAAAAACAUCCCAUAAAUCUUUUUAGUCCUCUAUGAAAUACAGGGAAAAAGGGUGUAAUUUUUAAAAGGAUCUGUCAUGAAGCUGUUAAGACUCGUGUGUUAUUUAUUGAUUGCUGUACGUGCUGUAGUUGAGCAAAGAGGCCAAGAGUUAGAGCUGCCUGCACAAGGGGCUGAGGCACACAGUGCAAGUCUGCCCAGGACCAACUACUGCAGCCACAAAAGCUUGGAGCUGAGCAGGAACUGCACAGCCCUGCUUUCCAUGGCCUGCCAGCGGGCUGUGCAUCUUGCAGGAAAGCAUCUCAUACCUUCUGUGUAUCAGUUGGAUGUGUACCAGUGCCUCUGGAGUGACUGGACCUCUGAAUUUUCCCUAAGUGCCUCUCAGAAAGAAGAAAAAGCCAAAGGAAGAUCUUUUCUGAUUUUCUUAUGUUAUACGUGAUUUCUGGUCCGCUCAGUGGUUUCUGGUACUGGUGCAUACCUUGGUGUCUGGCUGGCUGGUUAGUUUUCCUGCACCACUGACUGCUUGUUAACAUCUUAAUACACACAGUGAGCCAGUGUCCGAAACCAGCUCUGCACAACAGAAGCAACUGUCACUUGAGAUCACUGUAAGAACCCAAGCAGGCAGGAAAAUGAUUUUACCGCACAGAUGUGUGCUCAGGGUUUGCUCUGUGGCACAGGAGGUACUGCUUGUUGAGUCCUGUAAAACAACUGGGUCCCAGAGCCCCAUCGAAGCCUGCAAAGAGAAUGGCUGCCUGUGAAACUGAUCGUGCCCACCUUGUGCUGCUUGAAAUGAUUCUAGUUUCUAAAACAACUGAAAAGCGAAUUUGAGCGGAGCUACGUUUCUAAGAAAUAUUUUAAACAGUUAAGUCUUGUUCAGGCAGAACGAUAAGAACUUCAUCUUUCAGAUGGGCAUCAGAAAAGCCUCACCUUCAUUCUGACAAGUGGUGCUUCACGGUGUCUUUGUUGAGAAAAACCUGUUCUGAAAAUGACCCUUGGAUUCUCCUUUCUGCAGUGCCUGCUUUGACGUUGUAUUCUGUGUGAUUCUGGGCAAGCCGUACCUAUUUCAUUCUGUUCCACGUGUUUCUCGUUGCUGUAACUCUUUAAAUUGUGGUCACGGGACUCAAAAAGACAUUUAGUUAUGUAUUUAAUAUGUCGAUGACAGCAAUCUGUGGGUCCACGUAGAAAUUUUUACUGAAAUAGAAUCAGAAAUAAUGAGGUCAGAAUUGAGUUUUUUUAAAAACAGCUUGAGGUUAUGCACAAGGAUUUGAGAGGCAGGGUUCUCGUUACAGUAAGGCUGCAGUAUUAUCACGUUUCUACAAAGAGAAGAAACUGCUGGGAGGUUUUCUCCCUAUCAAUCCGUAACUGAGUGCAGUAUUGCAAAAGUCUGAAAUAAAGGAAGUUUGACAUUG
Numida meleagris (helmeted guineafowl) is the source of this 3536-nucleotide messenger RNA. It is a transcript of the gene RAB29, whose product is annotated as RAB29, member RAS oncogene family. NCBI's taxonomy places the organism in Eukaryota, Metazoa, Chordata, Aves, Galliformes, Numididae. The record is from RefSeq and is a predicted model, not a curated record. Gene Ontology annotation, molecular function: GTP binding; GTPase activity.